Myripristis murdjan (pinecone soldierfish) is the source of this 4513-nucleotide messenger RNA. RefSeq names its product E3 ubiquitin-protein ligase MSL2-like. The record is from RefSeq and is a predicted model, not a curated record. Lineage: Eukaryota; Metazoa; Chordata; Actinopteri; Holocentriformes; Holocentridae. The coding region runs from base 881 to 2740 and encodes 619 amino acids. Gene Ontology annotation, cellular component: MSL complex. Gene Ontology annotation, molecular function: ubiquitin protein ligase activity. The transcript is spliced from 3 exons. Gene Ontology annotation, biological process: protein ubiquitination.
GAUCUCGCGUGAUCACGCUCGACGAGAGCGCUUGAUGAGGGAAAAGUGGAAAAUCGAAUGAUUGAUGCCUUUGUAAAACGGCUAGCUAGCUAUGUUUCGACCAGCGUUCCCCAAGCGUUCUCGCAGAAACCUCUCACAAACGCAAAUUUGCAAUUUACAGCUUACACUUGACGCCGAUGCGUGAGGAAUAAGACGGCCCCCGGGGCUUUGGUGCGACGGUUUAACAUCUCGAUAGCUAAAUUUGGCUAGCUAUGCUAACGUUAGCCAGCUAGCUUUGUUUACAUCGAGUGCGCGGGUGGGAUGUAAUAACUAACCAUAUUUUACAGUCUCAGCUGCAGUUCACUAUUUUACCAGUCAUCGGCAAGGAAACGGGUUUGGGUGUUGAAAAGGCUCAGUAGUUAGGGCCGGCUCAUUUUUCUGCGCUAACAUUUGAUUGAUUCCAUAAGCUAAAGCUAGCCGGGGUAACCUUUUCAUAAUGGAUCUCUUAGUCGUUUAAUUUGAUGCUAGAGGGUGGCGUUCAGGAUAAUGUGUCUGUAUAGGUAAGGGUCUCGUCUAAGCUAGCAAUGACUUUAAUUGUGAUCGAGGAAAACGAAAAAAAGAACCGGUGAUGCUAACGUCAACUAGCUCGUUAGCUAGCUAACGUUACCUGUCAAGCUAACGUUUUUGCGCGUUUAGUGAUAGCGUUUCACCAUGCUCGUUCUGGCUGAUUAUCUAUUUAUCUGUCUGUCUUCAUUGAUACAGCCGAUGACUGGUUCUGCUCUUUGACUGAAUUAAGCCACAUCAGUUUUUUCUCCACCCACCCCCGACCUGGCUAGCUCAGUCUCAGCGAGUGGCUGGAUUUUCCCCAGGCCUCGCCUCCCCGAGGCUGCGGAGUACCGAUAUGAACCCCGUCAACGCAACCGCUCUGUACGUGUCCGCCAGCCGGGCCGUGCUCCAGUGUGACCCGCGGCAGCCCCACACCUUUGCAGAGAUGUACAAGCUACUGCCUUUCUUCCGCCAGUCCCUCGCAUGCCUUGUCUGUGGUAAACUGCUCCAGGACCCCAUCGCCCCUACAAAUUCAGAGUGUCAGCAUUAUGUUUGCUUGGGUUGUAAAGGCCAGAAGAUGCAGAUGAAGCCAGCAUGCAGCUGGUGUAAGGACUAUGCCUGCUUCCAGGAGAACAAACAGCUCUCCUUGCUGGUUCAGUGCUAUAGGAGGCUCUGCUUGUACAUCACUCAUUCCCCAUUGCUGCAGCCAAUCAGCAGUCAGGUGGGAGGGUCCCCAGAGGUUAUGGCCUUAUUGGAAGAGGUGCUGAUGUCACAUCCAGAGGAGAUGGAGACAGAGGCAGAGGAGCCAAGCCCAGCUCAGGAGGAGGUAAAUCCCUCUGCUCCAGAGUCCCUUACACCGACAGAAGCACCACCCGUCCCUUCAGAACUCUCAGCUGACCCCCAGAGCUCUUGUUCUAACGCUCCCUGUUCCAACGGACCCCACGAAUGCAAUGGACCUGUGCUGGAGGACCUGGCUCCCUCUUCCCCAGAGCUGGAGGUGUGUGAGCUGGUAGAGGAGCAGGCACAGGAGAGUCUCUCAGUGUCUGAUGCUGGAUGUGGUGGACUAGAACUGAGUCUGGCCUCCAGACCUUUAGACCCGACUCCUGGCAUUGUGUGUUCACUCAGGGAUGGGGAAUCUAGCAGCAAGGAGCUGGAGGAGGGGGAGGUGUUACUCCUCAGUGUGGAGGAGGUGUUACAGACUUUAGAUCCCCUCCAACCCGGUAGAGACUCUUCUCACAUUCGUCCCGACAGGACACACACUCACACACACAUACCUGCGGACAGAGCACACACUCAAAUGUACAUACAGCUGGACACGGCACACAACUACACACAGGUUCAGACGGACAGGACUAACACAGUUGCAAGCCAUGGUGCUCACACACACAUGUCCUCCUUGAAUCCUCCCCCUGCCCCAAAGCCUCCGCCAGUCCGCCUUAACCGUAAGCGAUCUCGUUCAGAGAGUGACAGGGAGAGGGUUAAGCCCCUUCCCAUCUCCUCCAUCCUGCAGGGCACCACCUCACAUUUACACACUCCUGCUCCACCUCACACACUGCAUACACAACCGCUCAUGCCCUCAUCAACUGUUCCAGCACAUACAUACUCAUCCCUCACUAAUGGAGCACCUCCUAAGCCCAGCCGCCCCACUCCGAAUCACAAUAAAGGCGCCAGGAAACACAUUGAACAAGGCCCCAAGAAGCCCCAUGCUAAGGCCCGCGGUGGAGGCUCCAAGUCCAAAGACCGAAGCAAAGACCAACGGCUGCUAUCAGGCUGCCUGGUGCCGCCCACACCUGCCAAGCCCCCAUAUAAGAAGCCUGUGGAAAAGAAAGGUUGUAAGUGUGGCAGGGCUACCCAGAAUCCCUCAGUGUUGACUUGCCGAGGGCAGCGCUGUCCCUGCUACUCCAACCGGAAGGCAUGCUUGGAUUGUAUCUGCCGUGGGUGCCAGAACUCCUACAUGGCCAAUGGUGAGAAGAAGCUGGAGGCCUUUGCUGUGCCAGAGAAGGCCUUGGAGCAGACACGGCUCACACUUGGCAUCAAUCUCACCAGCAUCACAGCAGCUGCAGCCCUCCGCAACCCGGCAACCACCAGCAUCCACGGCAACACACUCCUCAAUGUCGCCACGGCAACAGGAACCCCUGUGGCCACCGCCUUCCUGUCCCCCAGUCCCCCACAAGAACCCACGUAUGAGGACAGCCUGGAGCUGCUGAUUGGAUGAGAAACUGGGAUUUGUGAUUUCCCCAAUUUGGGGAUGAUACAGACAGCUUGGUGCUGAUUGAAUGUGACAACUGAUCAGUGCGUCUGUCAAAUGACGUGUACCUCUCUUCCAGAAGGGAGGCAAUCUAAGGCAGCUAUGGGUCUGUCCUGUUCUACUCUGUUCUUUUGUACUCUGCCCUUUUCUGUGUCGGAGAAUGCUGAGUAGUAAGACUAGCAUGGGUGUGCCAAAGCCUCUUGUUUUGAGCCUGGGUGCCAGUGUGUACUCUUGACUGUCUGAGGGGAAAACCCAUGAAUUUGUUUCCUAGGCAGUUCUGUUCUACAGAGGUGCUUCUUGUUAAUAGACCACAGACAUAAGAGGCAAUAGGAACUCAUAACCAGGUUUCAUCUUUGUUAGAGUGUGUGAGUGUGUGUGUGCGUGUGUGUGUGUGUGUGCAGUAAUGGAUGUAUGUGUUAAGCCUGGGCAGUAAAUGGUGCAUAAUGAAGACAAUAUUUGCAUUAUCAUAUCUAAACUGUCAAAGCAUUCUCCACAAUUUAAGUAUUACUCUAUGUAUGUUUGAUUAAGAAGGUCACCGGUAUCAUGAGGACCCUUACUAAACCAUAAUUCUGUAUGUAUUCACACUUUUAUUGGGAAUGAACUUCAUAACUAAUCUGUGGAGAUUUUCUGUCUCAGACCAGACUGUAUGCCUUCUUUCCAUAUUUAUCUCUUUCGGGCUAUCAUGCGCUCCUUCAAUCCAAGUACUGUCAACAACUCAUGAAUUUUUCUGAUGAACCUGACUGAUUCAGGCACUGUACAGGCCACAAGAUUGUGUCAGAGCACUUGUCUGGCUCUGUGAUUUGUGUGUGUGUGUGUGCGUGUGCGUGUGCGUGCGCAGGCCUGCUGAGAUUUACUGUAAUGCCAGUGGGAAGGUAGAUGGUGGAAUAUAAGCACUUAGACUGAUUGAUUGGCCAAAUUACAACUGGAACCGUUGUUGGUUACCAUAGCAAUAGCAGCACCACGGGCUGAACCCAUUACAAGGAGCCUUCCAACUCUCGUGCACACACCGUUUACAGUAUUGCCAUUUAUAGACUGUAAUUGUCUGUCUUCAAAGAUAUGACACUAUUAUGUUUCAAUUAUGGGAUUGUAUGUGAUCUUGUGUGUGUUUGUGUGUGUGUGUGUGUGUGUGUAGAUCAACUGAAGCCAUAGGUUGUUGUUAUCAAGCAGAAUAUCCUCUGCGUGACCAUUAUUCCCCCCGAUUGUAGUGUUCCAACUGAUCAGAGACCAACUCAGAGACUAUUUUUGAUACUGAGAGUUUUGAGAUUUGGCACCAUGUUUUGUUUUUAUUUUAUAUCUUUUUAUGUCUGUCUUGGUUAAAGCACCUUGAAGCCCUUGUAUAACGCAAGAGGGUGUGUAUUGUCUGUGUUUGAUUUUACUGUCUCAGCUGUAUCUAUUAACACGUUUGUCAGUCCGGUUAUGGCGACCAAAAAGAGAUUGGAGCAGAAAUGACUCAGGCUGACCAAACACAUUGGUUCUCCAUUCAUAGACCAGGAAGUAGUGGGCAAAUUUACGGUAUGACUAGCAAAUAUGAUCUAUCUGUCUUGUGUGUGUGUUUAAAAAAAGUUCUUUUGGGCAUUACUUGAACCCUAAUUAGUUUUUGGUAUUGUUUUUUUUUUUGUUUGUUUUUUAUGUAAAAACUUGACUCCUGUUUCAGGGGAGAUUGUUAUCGCUGAAAUGUUCACUGCCACAAUAUGGAAACGUUAUACAACAUGAAUUAAAUGAUAGUUUUUUACUUUUUCA